Molecule: messenger RNA, 432 nt
Organism: Pistacia vera
Lineage: Eukaryota; Viridiplantae; Streptophyta; Magnoliopsida; Sapindales; Anacardiaceae
Exons: 1
Coding region: 1-432 (143 amino acids)
Source: RefSeq, a predicted model, not a curated record
AUGCAUAAGGAAUUUGAGAUGACUGAUCUAGGGGAGAUGUCCUACUUUCUUGGGAUGGAAAUCCACCAAAGUCACCAUGGGAUAUUUGUCAAUCAAAAGAGGUAUGCAACUCAAAUUUUGCAUAAGUACAACAUGGACAAAUACAAACCAGUGGACACUCCAUUGGUUGUGAAUUUAAAAUUGAGUAAGGAUAAUGGGGCUGAGAAAGUUGAUGAAACAAUGUACAGAAGCAUCAUAGGCUGCCUUCUGUACUUGACUGCCACCAGACUAGAUUUAAUGUUUGCUGCUAGUGUUCUUUCUAGGUUCAUGUCCAAUCCUAGUGAGAUUCAUCUUAAAACAGCCAAGAGAGUGCUGAGGUAUGUUAAAGGAAGUGUUGAGCAUGGAAUAUGGUUCAAGAAGGCUGAAAAAUUGCAACUUGUUGGCUACUCUUAG